Molecule: messenger RNA, 2214 nt
Organism: Oppiella nova
Lineage: Eukaryota; Metazoa; Arthropoda; Arachnida; Sarcoptiformes; Oppiidae
Source: the annotation of a GenBank genome assembly
AUGACUUUCAUUUCAAUAUGUAUUAAAACUUUUUUCAAAUAUUACGACCAAUUGGUGGCAUUGGAGUCGAAGUGUCCGCACAUAGAGGUGUCGUUCCGAUGGAAUGAUGCCUUCGGGAAGAGCGGCUCCUUCUUCUACACCUCCAACACUAUCACCAUUUCGAGCAUCGCUUACGAGAAGGUCUGCAUUCUCUUCAAUAUCGCCGCUCUUCAGAGCCAUUUGGGAACAACUCAUGUGAGCGAAGGUCUCAAUAAUGACAGCGCUUUGAAGCUGUCGGCGAAGUACUUCUCGUCGGCCGCCGGAGUGUUUCAGGCACUGAAACAUACGGCCAGUUCUGCGGUCGGUUCCCACGACUUGUCGUCCGAUAUGCAGAACGAAGUGUUGAAUAUUUUGCAGAAUUUAAUGUUAGCUCAAAGUCAGGAGACAUUCUUCCUGAAGGCCACCAACGAUAACAUGAAGGAACCCAUUAUAGCGAAGAUCGCCUCCCAGUGCGAGGAGUACUACGCGGAUGUGUUGAGACAACUGCAGGUCAUCAAGUCAUACCUCGACAAGGAGUGGCUCACUAUCGUGAGUGUCAAACAGGCGGCCUUUCACGGCAUCGCUGAGUACUUCCAGUCCAUUGCCUGCCAUCAGAACAAAGACUUCGGCGAACAGAUCACUCGUUUGCAGAAAGCCGUCGAUUGUUUCAAAGGCGCUGAAAGUCGCGGAACUCUGAGUUUCAGUCAGACUUUCAAAGAGUAUUUGAAUAAAGCGAACGUUGCUUUGGAAGAAGCGAAGAAAGACAAUGACUUCAUAUAUCACGCAAAAGUACCCGAAUAUAAAUCGCUGCAAAGCUUUGGAAGGGCACAGUUGGCCAAACCCAUAGCCGUUCCCGAGAGGUUCUUCCCUAACAGCACCGAUAUGUUCGAGAAACUCUUGCCUCUGGGCGUCCAACAGGCGGUCCAAAAAUUAGAGCUCAAGAAGCAAGAGAUCGUUAACUCAGAGGUGGCGUCACUCCGAGAAUUGACUCAAACACUGAAUGCAGUUCUCGUGUCUCUGAACCUCCCGGCGGCCAUCGAGGACUCGUCCGGACACGAAGUGCCCAAAUCACUCAUCGAUAAGUCCAAUGCAGUCAAAGCCAAAGGAGGCGUUGAUGUCAUUCAAAGACUGAUCAAUGAAUUGCCAGAACUCCUGCAGAGGAAUAAAGAGAUUUUAGACGAAAAUGAAAGAGCGCUCAACACUGAAGAGGAGUCUGACGACAGCCUAAGGGCUCAGUUCAAAGAACGUUGGAAUCGGACGCCUUCCAGCAAAUUGAACCACAACUGGAAGGAACACAUCUCGAAGUAUAGGAGUAUUCUUCAUAACGCCAUCGAAGCAGAUAAUAAAGUGAAGACCAAAUUCGCGACUCAUUUCCAGAAAAUGCAAUUACUGUCGACUGCCACUCCCUCUGCUUUAGCCGCUGCCAUCCCUUCGGGUGCGAGCGGCGGCUCAUCCCAUCAGAACAGUCCAGUUGUGUCUCAACUGAGAAGUUUGAUGUCAAAUGUUGAGGCGCUUAAGAAUGAGAGGGAAGUGAUUGAGUCUGAGCUUAAGAAUAUGACAUUCAAUGACAUGAAAAAUAAAUUCCUGUCCGCACUCGUGAAGGACGGAGCCAUCAAUGAAUUGGCUCUGAGUACCGAAGCGUUGGGCGAAGUGUAUGGACCGCUUCAGAAGCAGAUCCGCGACAGUAAAGAAAGACAGGAGAGACUCAUUGAAGACAUUCAACGCUCGAACACAGAGUUCCUUAAACUGAAGGGAAAUGCUUCGUCCGGUAGUAACGAAAGGGAGACUUUUCUGACUGAGUUGGCGGCCGCUCACGACGCCUAUCAGGAGCUGCUCUCCAAUCUGGAAGAGGGCACCAAAUUCUACAACGAUUUGACACAACUGUUGGUUAAUCUGCAGAACAAAAUCGAAGACUUCUGUUUCGCUCGAAAAGCAGAGCGCGAAGAGCUCUGCAAAGACUUGCAAAACGAAAUCGUGUCGCGUUCUAACCCACCGCCCCCUUCCACCCCCGCCUACCACACCGACGAGCAACCCAAGCCUCCCAGACCUCCGCCACCAACAGCUCCACAACCUAUGACUAGCGGUCCCACUGUUCAGCCACAGGUCUACCCCUUCAGUCAACCGCAACCACAGCCACAACCGUACGCCGCAAACCCAUAUCAACCGCAGCAAUAUUAUUACCCCCCGCCUCCCCUC